AUGGGUACCGGAGACGUUGAAGCGCAACAUCUGAUUGUGGAAACAGCCCUAUCCUCGUGUGAGGAUAGUGGCAUCGCUUUACUCCCAGGUGGAAGGCUGUCUGAUCUAGAGUAUGCAGACGACAAUGUGUUACUAAGUGAAGAUCCA
Echinostoma caproni is the source of this 147-nucleotide messenger RNA. The record is from the annotation of a GenBank genome assembly. Lineage: Eukaryota; Metazoa; Platyhelminthes; Trematoda; Plagiorchiida; Echinostomatidae.